AUGGCCCUUCCCGGCCGCCGUACCCGCCCUGACUCCGCCAGGAGGCGCGGCGCUGCGCUCACACAGCGGAAUCGAAACGAAACCGCCGGGUGGAGAGCCAAUCCGCUUCGAGCUUACUGCGCGGCGGCCCGCCCCCAGCCCCUCCAGCAGCCAAUAGGAUGCCGACUGUCGACGAGGUGCCCGCCCAGCCUCGGCGCGAUGGCCGCCGCCACGAGUUGUCGGCGCGUCGCGUUCGGCAGUCUGUCCGUCGGAGCAGUCGGCGGUCGGGCCGUGACGCGAUGGCGGCGCUUCCUGCUGCCUGGCGGCGGAACGCGGCUGGUGUCUGCCCGCAGCGCGGCGGCGGAACGUGGGCCCAGCUGUGCCGUGACGGUGGACGUCGGGGGCAGGAAGAUGGAACUGUCUUCUGGGAAACUUGCCAGGUUUGCUGAUGGAGCUGCUGUCGUUCAGCUAGGUGACACAGCAGUGAUGGUCACAGCAGUCAGUAAAACCAAACCUUCUCCGUCUCAAUUCAUGCCAUUAGUGGUUGACUAUCGCCAGAAAGCUGCAGCAGCAGGAAGGAUUCCAACAAACUAUCUAAGAAGAGAACUUGGUACUACUGAUAAAGAAAUUCUCACAAGCAGAGUAAUAGAUAGGUCAAUCAGACCCCUCUUUCCAGUAGGCUACUUUUAUGAUACACAGAUCCUUUGUAAUCUUUUAGCAGUAGAUGGUGUCAAUGAUCCUGAUGUUCUAGCAAUUAAUGGAGCUUCUGCAGCCCUUGCUUUAUCUGAUAUCCCAUGGAAUGGUCCUGUUGGUGCAGUCAGGGUAGGCCUGGUUGAUGGAGAAACUGUAAUCAACCCAACUCGAAAACAAAUGUCUUCUAGCGCUUUGAAUUUAGUUGUUGCUGCAGCCCCACAAAACCAAGUGGUUAUGUUGGAAGCAACUGCUGAGAAUAUAUUGCAACAAGAUUUCUGUCAUGCUAUCAAAGUAGGGGUGAAGCAAACCCAGCACAUAAUUCAAGGAAUUCAACAGCUGGUGAAAGAACGUGGUGUUGUCAAGAGAACUGUUCAGAAAUUAUUUGUUGCUCCUGAAGAGAUUGUGGAAUGUGCCAAGAAACUUGCUUUUAACAAGAUCUAUGCGGUGUUCACUGAUUUUAGCCACGAUAAAGUUUCUAGAGAUGAAGCAAUUAACAAAAUAAGACUUGAAACAGAGGAGCAGCUGAAAGAAAAAUUUCCAGAGGCUGAGCCAUAUGAAAUCAUGGAAUCUUUCAAUGCAGUCUCAAAGGAUAUCUUUAGAAAUCUUAUUCUGAGUGAAUACAGAAGGUGUGAUGGGAGAGAUUUGACUUCCCUCAGAGAUAUUAGAUGUGAAGUGAACAUGUUUAAAAUGCUUCAUGGAUCAGCCUUGUUUCAGAGAGGUCAAACGCAGGUUCUCUGCACUGUUACAUUUGACUCCAUAGAAUCCAGUGUAAAAUCAGAUCUUAUCUCAACAGCUGUGAGUGGAAUAAAAGAUAAGAACUUCAUGCUUCACUAUGAGUUUCCUCCUUAUGCAACUAAUGAGAUUGGCAAAGUUACUGGUGUGAAUAGAAGAGAACUUGGACAUGGUGCACUGGCAGAGAGAGCACUGAAACCAGUUAUUCCCCAGGAUUUCCCUUUCACAAUACGAGUUACUUCAGAAGUCUUAGAGUCAAACGGGUCCUCAUCAAUGGCUUCUGCAUGUGGUGGAAGUCUGGCAUUGAUGGAUGCAGGAGUUCCUGUAUCAAGUGCAGUGGCAGGUGUGGCAGUAGGUCUUGUUACCAAAUACGAUCCGGAAGGAGGAGAUCUUGAGGAUUAUCGUUUGCUGACAGACAUCCUGGGAAUUGAAGACUAUUAUGGUGAUAUGGACUUCAAGAUGGCAGGUACAAGUAAAGGAGUAACUGCCUUGCAGGUUGAUCUAAAACUACCAGGAAUACCAAUAAAAAUUAUCAUGGAAGCUAUUCAACAAGCUACAGCUGCCAAGAGGGAGAUUUUACAAAUUAUGAAUGAAACACUGGCAAAACCCAGACCUAACAGGAAAGAAAGUGGACCAGUUGUAGAAACUAUCCAUGUUCCAUUAUCAAAAAGGCUAAGAUUCCUUGGUCCUGGGGCCUAUAAUUUGAAGAAGUUGCAAGCUAAGACUGGUGUAACUUUAAGUCAGCUGGAUGAAGAGACGUAUUCUAUGUUUGCUCCCACACCUAGUGCUAUGCAUGAGGCAAGAGAAUUUAUUGGUGAACUCUGCAAAGAUGAUCAAGAAGUUAAUUUGGAAUUUGGUGCAAUUUAUACAGCCACAAUAACUGAAAUAAGAGAUUCUGGAGUGAUGGUAAAAUUGUACCCAAACAUGACACCAGUGUUACUCCAUAAUUCACAGCUUGAUCAAAGGAAGAUCAAACAUCCUAGUGCCCUGGGAUUAGAAGUUGGACAAGAAAUCCAGGUUAAAUACUUUGGGCGUGAUCCAACUGAUGGUAGAAUGAGGCUUUCUCGCAAAGUUCUGCAGUCACCAGCCACCACCGUGCUUAAAACCCUUACAGACAAAAACAGUAUUGUCCUGGGAGGCACUGCUCCGGAGUCGUCAUCAUCAUCGCAGUGACAAGGCUUCUUCCUGAAAAUUGGAUCCAUCUUCACCUGAGUCUGCAGAUGUCUUCACAGGAAUCUGUAUAUGGAUGGGAGUGAACCAUAUUUUUAAAACAGAUGCUGUUCAUGUUAAAGAUGAUGUGGAACUUCAAAGUCUUGAAACUGAUUAAAACACUCUUCAAAAGAAAAACAGAAACAAGCAACACUCUUAUGUUGUGUACCAUGGUGAGAAUCUAGGAAUGUGGAAUUGCACAGAUUGAAGAGCGGAUUGUUUUGGGUUUUUUCCAACAGUCACUUCAGUUCUCAAGGCUUUUUUCUCACUGUCAUCUCAAGACAGAAAUGUAAAGAUGAGAAGUGCUGAAAAAGUGCUUCUGGGAGAAGGAAUUGUACAUUGGUCAGUGUCAGCAGCUGAGGCAUACUUGGCCAGACCAACUUCUGCUGGCUUUUCUGAGUACAAGAUUGAAAUGUUGGUCAAAAUGUGUAAACUUAAAAAUGAUCUCCUUUAUCAUGACUGAUGUUGUUUCAGAUAAAUUGAUGACUGCCAUAGGAUUCAGAAUUGCUAAAAUUAUGUUCUAUUGUCUGGCUUCCUGAUCCUUUGAAUUUCAAAAUAUUUCCAAGGGUCUCCCUAGAACUACUUGUUCUUCUACGGUGAGAUAUAGAUCUUAAAAAUCCAACAGAGAUCCCCUCUGAUGUACUCAAAUUUGUAGGUAUUCUUCAUAGGAUAAUCAGGUUUCUGACAGCAAGUGGGCUCUGGAGCUUUUGAAGGAAAAAACAAACAAAAAAAACAACACUGUGGAGAAGAGAAAUGUGAAUUUAUUGUAUUAAAAAAAAA
Molecule: messenger RNA, 3393 nt
Organism: Centrocercus urophasianus (Greater sage-grouse)
Lineage: Eukaryota; Metazoa; Chordata; Aves; Galliformes; Phasianidae
Gene: PNPT1
Product: polyribonucleotide nucleotidyltransferase 1
Exons: 29
Coding region: 1-2577 (858 amino acids)
Biological process (GO): mitochondrial RNA 3'-end processing; mitochondrial mRNA catabolic process
Cellular component (GO): cytosol; mitochondrion
Molecular function (GO): 3'-5'-RNA exonuclease activity; polyribonucleotide nucleotidyltransferase activity; RNA binding
Source: RefSeq, a predicted model, not a curated record